AUUUAAGAAGGCUUGUACUUCACCAGAAGCCUAGUCGGUUUAGUUUUUAUAUAGGACAUUAACCUAUAUUAUAAAGUGGUUCAAUUGAAAGGAUAAAGGUAACUAACCAUAGAGGUCUCUGUUGGACUAACCACUGGUGUACUUCUUAUCCCUGGACUAUGCCCAAUUUUAUUGAAAUAAUAAACAGAAAACUGUUUGAUCCUCGGUGUGGUGUGGAUCAACCAAAAACCCAAAGUCAAUGCCAGCUGUCAAAGAUCCUGUGUCACAUACACCACCAGAUGGAGGCUGGGGUUGGGCGGUGGUGGCUGGUGCCUUCAUCUCUAUCGGUUUCGCUUUCGCCUUUCCAAAGUGCGUCACUGUAUUCUUCAGAGAUAUUGAAUUGAUCUUUAAUGCCAGCACAAGCCAAGUCUCAUGGAUCUCAUCCAUCAAUGCAUCCUUCAUAUAUGCAGGAGGUCCAAUUAGCAGUAUCCUGGUGAAUAAGUAUGGCAGUCGACCAGUAAUGAUACUAGGUGGUUUUCUCUCGGGAGCUGGACUCAUUGCUGCAUCUUUCUGCAACACAGUGGAGGCUUUGUAUCUCUUUAUAGGUGUGAUAGGAGGUCUGGGACUGGCGUUCAAUCUCAAUCCAGCCCUUAUAAUGAUUAGCAAAUAUUUUUACAAAAGAAGGCCAUUUGCUAAUGGUAUUGCCAUGGCUGGCACCCCAGUAAUUAUGUCAAGUUUAGCUCCUCUGAACAAUUGGUGUUAUGACCAGUUUGGUUGGAGGGGUAGCUUCCUAAUCCUGGGUGGGCUUCUCCUUAACUGUUGUGUAGCUGGAUCUCUCAUGAGGCCUAUUGGGCCAAAAUCCAGACCUGCUGUGAAGGAGCUUAGUGCUAAUGGAGAGAAGAAGACAACAAUGCAGAUUAUCCACAGUUUCAUUGAUCUGUCUCUCUUCAAACAUCGUGGAUUUCUCCUCUACCUCAUAGGCAAUAUUGUGCUGUUUGGUGGUAUUUUUACUCCUCUGGUAUUCCUCAGUAAUUAUGCCAAGACAAAGAAUAUUUCAAAUGAUAAGGCUGCAUCACUGCUUUCAGUACUUGCCUUUGUGGACAUGGUGGUGCGACCAUCCAUGGGAACAGUUGCCAACACCAAAUGGGUGCGACCCAGGAUACAGUAUUUUUUUGCAGCCUCCAUCCUGUUUAAUGGUGUAUGCCACUUGCUUGCCCCCUUUGCAAUGGAUUAUUUAGGAUUUGUGAUCUAUUCAGCUUUCUUUGGGUUUGGGUUUGGGUGGCUGAGUUCUGUGCUGUUUGAGACCCUGAUGGACUUGGUGGGAGCCCAGCGUUUCUCCAGUGCUGUGGGCAUAGUCACCAUCUUGGAGAGUGUACCAGUGUUACUUGCCCCACCCAUGCUAGGAAAAUUUAAUGACAUCUACCAUGACUACAAGUACACUUACAUAUGCUGUGGAAUUAUCCUGUUGGCUUCAAGCAUGUUCCUCUUCAUUGGCAUGGGCAUUAACUAUAGGCUGUUGGAUAAGGAAGCAAAGGAGGAAGCUAGAAAAUCACCCAUCGAAGGAAAAGAGGAAGAAUCCACCAUAGACACUGCAAACUAAGGAAGCACCUAAUGAU
Molecule: messenger RNA, 1595 nt
Organism: Tachysurus vachellii
Lineage: Eukaryota; Metazoa; Chordata; Actinopteri; Siluriformes; Bagridae
Product: monocarboxylate transporter 1-like
Exons: 6
Coding region: 239-1579 (446 amino acids)
Biological process (GO): transmembrane transport; monocarboxylic acid transport
Cellular component (GO): membrane
Molecular function (GO): monocarboxylic acid transmembrane transporter activity
Source: RefSeq, a predicted model, not a curated record